GACAUUUCUUAAGUCUCUCUGGGAGUUGUGUUGGGGUUCAGGACUGCUGGGUGAGGAUCGGGGCUCAGAGAGAGGAGACAGACCAACAAAUACAGGAUGAGGACUCUGGCACUGCUGCUGCUGGUUUUGGCUUUUACAUUUGCCACUGCGACAAAGUCUAGAAGUCAGUUCACACGUUACCGCUCAUGGAACUCACGGAUGUAUCCCGUAUGGAAAGAUGGAGACCCAAGAUUCAGGAACUGUUGGUCUGGUGGUGAAGUAACUUUUGAUCUGAAAAAUGAUGCACCCACCCUGACUGGAGCAAAAGCAACCUUCAAUAUUAAUCUUAAUUUCCCACCAAAUCAGACAAUGCUGCCUGACGGACAGGUGGUCUGGGCACAAAACUGUACCAUCAAUGGACAACAGUACCAGGCGGGUCAGGCUGUGUAUCCUGACCAGGACUCCCAGUCGACUGGAGUUUUUCCUGAUGGUACACCCUUCAACAGGAGCCAGAACAAGAAACCCCACUAUGUGUUUGUGUGGAAGACAUGGGGGCGUUACUGGCAGGUGGCAGACGGACCCUCCUCCUCCCUCACUAUCGGUACAGACAAUGUCCCCCUGGGCUCCUACAACAUGGAGGUUGUCAUCUAUCACUGCCGCGGCAAAGACAAGUUCAUCCCUCUCGGCUAUGCCUCCACGGUCUUCACCAUCACAGACCAGGUUCCCUUCACCAUAUCGCUCACCCAAGUCAAUGAUGUUAACGAGAACGACCAGAACUUCAUCCAGAACCGAGCCAUUGCUUUCAGCGUCAAGCUCCACGAUCCCAGCCAGUAUCUCAACAACGCUGACAUCAGCUUCAGCUGGGACUUUGGUGACAGCACUGGUACCCUGAUCUCCAGAGACCUCACCGUCACACAUACGUACCUCACAGUCGGGACAUUCAAACCUCAGGUGGUCCUGAUGGCAAGCAUCCCCAAUGGCUGUGGAAACCCCACUGCUGCUGUUCCUAUGGAUGCCUCUGCUGCUCCAGCAGUAGUUGUGAUGGCCUCCACCCCUGCAGCCGUCCCUGCAGCACCAGCUGAGGGAGGAGAUGCAAUUGCUCUGGACGUUCCUGCCUCUGACGCCACUCCCCUCGCUGCGUCCAUGCAGCCAGCUGAAGCAGAAGAUGGAGAAGCAGUCAUUGAUGCAGACACAGAGGCGAUAGAGGUUGCCUCAGUAGCACCUGCAGUAGUCGACACAGCUGUUGCUCCAGAGGAACAAGAUCCUGCUGACACUGCUGCAGAAACGGAUGUUGCUGCCGAGGGUGCAGAUGCAGCAGCAGGUGAGGUGGCCACUGCUGUAGAUGCCGAUGCAGCUGCUGCAGACAUCGAUGCAGCUGUUGCAGACACCGACGCAGCUGCUGCCGAUGCCGAUACAACUGCUGCAGAUGCCGACGCAGCUGCUGAUGCCGAUAUAGCUGCUGCAGAUGAAAACGCAGAGGUUGCAGAUGAAACUGCAGUAGUUGCAGAUGAAACUGCAGUAGUUGCAGAUGAAACCGCAGUGGUUGCAGAUGCAGCUGAAGAAAAUGAGCCUGUGAUUGACGCUGCUGCUUCAGUUGCACCUGUUGCAGAGGGUGAAGAAGCUGCAGUUGAGGACGCUGGCGCUGCCACUGUUGCUCCUGCAGCCGAAGUACCUGUUGAGCAAGAAGUCGACGUAGCUGUCGAUGCUGCUGCUGAUGCUGAUGCUGAUGCAGAGGUGGUCCAGGCUGAAACAGAAGCUCCUGCUGAUAACAUCGUAGCCCCUGCUGCCACUGAGGCCACAGCUGUAGAAGAGGCAGCACCAGCUGCUGAUACUGAGACUGAAGUACAGGCAACUGAGAAUGAAGCUGCAGCUCCUGCAGCAGGUGAUGAAGAGGCCUUUGCAGCUGAAGUCCAAGCAGAGGCAGAAGCAGAUCCAGCACAGGUUCCCCUCGUUGUGGCUAAAAGACAAGCACCAGAGCUGACAGCUGACUGCAUGGUCUACCGUUAUGGCUCCCUCGCCACCUCUGUAGAUGUUAUUCAGGGUAUUGAAAGUGUAGAGAUUGUACAGAUGACCAACGUUGUAGCAAUGGCGACUGAGUUGGAUCAGAAUGCUGUGGACGUCACCAUUACCUGUCAGGGAAGUCUGCCAAAUGAGGUCUGCACAGUCAUAUCAGAUGCUGACUGUAUCACACCUGUGGAAACGGUCUGUAAUGCAGCUACACCCUCUCCAGACUGUCAAAUGAUCCUUCGUCAGUUCUUCAAUGACUCCGGAGUAUUUUGCAUCAAUGUCUCCCUGACCAAUGAUGUCAGUCUUGCUGUGGCAAGUGCUAGAGUCAGUGUAACACUAGCCUCUGGUGGUUCCCCAGCUGGAACUGCAGCCACAGUCCUGGGGGUAAUGGUUCUCGCCUGUGUUGUCUGUUGCAUUGGUUUGAUGUACAGGCGGUUUAAACAAUAUCAGCCACUGAGAGAAGACAGUAAUGGAGGCAGUUCAGCGGUAACAUCAGUGCCUAUGUUGUUGUGGAACCUAUUGAGCCGACAGUCACCAGGAGAGAGUCGUCCACUGCUUCAGGGGAGGAUUGUGUGAAUAACAUCAUCAGCUCAUGCACUCAACAUCAUCACCAUCCAUUAAAAUACUGACUUUAUGCACAUUAUACUCUAACUAUAGUGAUAUUGUAACUGCCAAUGUACGAUACCAGAACCAAUUAAAUGAGCCAAGUUAAGUGAACCAGCCCCGUGUGCAACAACAUGCGUAGAAAUAGAAAGAAGUGUGAAAUAGAGAAGUGUCAGAAGAAUGUUGAAAGCGAUAUUUAUUUUGACCUGCAGUGUUUUAUAUUAAUUGGCACCAUUAGUUUAUAGAAGCCAUGCCUUACUCUUUUAUUUUUGGCCUACUUAUACUAAAUCAAUGUUAACACAUUUCAGUUCUUUCUUUACAUUGUAAUUAAAUCACUUACAUCACAGAACGUUAUGAAAUGAAUAAAAUGGAACUUUAUUACCGUUA
Molecule: messenger RNA, 2976 nt
Organism: Epinephelus lanceolatus (giant grouper)
Lineage: Eukaryota; Metazoa; Chordata; Actinopteri; Perciformes; Serranidae
Gene: pmela
Product: premelanosome protein a
Biological process (GO): melanosome organization
Cellular component (GO): plasma membrane; melanosome
Source: RefSeq, a predicted model, not a curated record